Messenger RNA from Closterium sp. Yama58-4, 927 nucleotides. NCBI's taxonomy places the organism in Eukaryota, Viridiplantae, Streptophyta, Zygnematophyceae, Desmidiales, Closteriaceae. The record is from the annotation of a GenBank genome assembly.
AUGGAGAUUAAGAGUUGUCCACGCCUCACGGUGCUGCCAGACGACAUGGGGAACGGUCUGCAGUCCUUGCGCCAUCUGCUUCUACUGGAGUGCACGGCUCUCACCCACCUCCCCCCAACUUUCUCCGGCCUGACGUCUCUCGAAACCCUAAAGAUUGAACGCGCGAAACGCUUCAGGGGUGCGCUGAUAGACGGCUUUGGCAGCUUGAAAAGCCUCAAGGAGCUGUCGCUCGAUACUAUGCCGCGCCUAUCCGCCCUUCCUGCCUCCUUCUUUGGCGUUUCUUCCCUCACCAGCCUGGAAGUGGGAAAUUGCCCGAAAGUGACGGUCCUGCCUGAGGGGAUCGGACGGCUGGAGGCGCUCGAGGAGGUCAGGAUCUUUGGAAUGGACGGCCUGGUAUGUCUCCCGCCGUCGCUUCUUGAGCUGCCCUGUCUGCGAGCGUUGGACGUGCGGGCAUCUGAUUCACUAAGCGGGGUGCUAGGCGAUGAGACGGUGCUUAGACGCACUGCCAGGGGCUUUGUGACCAGCACCGGCAGCAGGAGCAGCAGUCACCCUCUGCUUCCUUCCAUUCAGAGCCUCAAGUUUAAAUCGCUUAAUGUGGAGUCAUUUGGUCCAUCCCUUGGUCGGCUGUCCUCUCUGACGCAGUUGAAGCUCCUGGAGAUGUACAAACUUGACCUUCUCCCUGACUCCAUCUCCCAACUCUCGCAGCUGCAAAGGCUCAAGAUUGAUACGGCCUACCAUCUGAAAGCACUGCCCGAGACCCUUGGGGGGCUGGCAGGGCUGCGUGUCUUGCAGCUGGUUAACCUCCUCUCAAUGCGGCAGCUGCCAGAGUCUCUUGGGCAGCUGAAUAUGCUCGAGACCCUGGAGAUUAUUGACUGCUACAAGCUGAUGCAGCUUCCAGAGUCCUUCGUAAAGUUAUCCAAUCUAUGA